AUGAAGGUGAUUAGUGUAUAUUUGUUGGCAAGUAUUUUUUUCUUCGUGCAAAUUUUCUCAGAAGAAUACCAUUGUGUUUGGUAUGGAGUUUGCAAUGGUAAAGUUCCUUGUCCUGUCACUCAUUCUGCACAAAAACUUGAAGGGCCUGAAAAAGCAAUAUCAAUAUUAAAAAGAAGGUGUCCACAUUUUUUCGAAAAUGAAAUUCCAGAAACAUGUUGUAGCCCUGAACAAAUUUUUUCACUUGAUGCUGAUCUAAUGAAAGCUGAAGGUGUAUUUGGAAGAUGCACAACUUGUUUAAAAAAUCUUUUCCAAUCACUUUGUGAUUUAACCUGCAGAGGAGAUCAAAGUCGAUUCAUGAGUGUCACAAAAACUGGAGAAAAUGAUGGGGAAAAGUUCGUUAAAGAAACAGAGAUAUACAUAUCAGAGGAAUAUGUAAAUGCGACUUUCGAUUCAUGCAAAGGAAUAGUAAAUCCAACAACGGGAGAAUUGGCCAUGGACAUGGCUUGUGGCGUUCAUCAAGCAAAAGGGUGUACACCAAAAUUGUGGUUUCAGUUUAUGGGAAGUACCGUCGAAAAUCCAUUAUCACCAGUUCAAAUUACAUAUAUUUACAACGCAACUGACAGUCCAUUAAAUCCAGCUACGAAACCCUGCAAUGAAUCUUACGAAAAUUCUACCGAAGCUUGCAGCUGUGUUGAUUGCCCUAUUUCCUGUCCAAUAGUGGAAUUAGGUCAUGAGGAUUCUCCCUUUCUUAUUUUUGGCAUCAACGGAUAUGGAAUUGUGGGAAGCAUGAUUAUUAUAUACAGCACUGUGCUGAUUGUUAUUUUAACCUACCUUUACGGAAGGUGGAAUUCUAAAAUUCGAAAUCCACAGAAUACAUCAGAUGCAGAUUUAGGCUGCAAAUCUAAAGCUCGUAUUCAGCUUCAUGGACUCUUGGAGUCUUAUUUCCGUAUUUGGGGGAAAAAUUGUGCACAAUACCCAGCAGUCGUGCUUUGUCUCUGCUCAUAUUUAAUUUUGGGUCUAAGUUACGGGGCAUUAAAUCUCAAAAUAACAGUAAAUCCCAUCGAAAUUUGGGCAUCACCUGAAAGUCGUUCAAGAAUAGAAAAAAAUUAUUUUGAUCGAAGGUUCCAACCCUUCUACAGAACUGAACAAAUUUAUAUUAAAGCUGUUGGUCUCGAUCCAGUUCUGCAUAAAAAACCUAAUGGUGUUUUCGAGUAUGGACCAGUAUUUCAUCCAGAUUUUUUGCUGGCUGUGUACAAUUUGCAAGAAAAAAUUUUACAGAUUGGUCAAGAAAAAGGAGAAGGUCUAGAAAAAAUUUGUUAUGCUCCUGUACAAAGUGAAUAUACUGGUCCGGUUACAAUUUCACUUUGUACGGUCCAAAGUAUUUGGGGAUAUUUCCAAGACAGUUUGGAGAAAUUUAAUAAAACAGAAUAUGUGAAUGGUUAUGAACAAAAUUACAUUGAUCACUUGGAAAAGUGUUUGCAAAAUCCAUACAAUCCAGAAUGUUUGGCUCCAUAUAAAGGUCCAAUAAUUCCUGCAAUUGCCCUUGGAGGUUUUAUGAAGGCUGGGCAGUACAAUGAUGAUGCUUUAAGUUACACGAAAGCCACUGGAUUAGUUUUGACAUUCCUCGUGAAAAAUACAGUCAAUGAAGAAGAAUUGAAACCAAUCCUCAAAUGGGAACAAGAGUUUAUCGAUUUUAUGAAAGGCUGGAAUCAAUACGAUAGACCCGCUUUCAUGGAAGUCGCUUUCAGUGCAGAAAAAUCAGUAGAGGACGAGCUUGAUAGAGUUUCAAAAGCUGAAGUUUCCACGAUGAUUAUUAGUUACGCUACCAUGUUCCUCUAUAUUGCAUUGGCUCUGGGAAAAUUUAAAGGAUCUUCGAAAUGCUUCGUCGCAAGUAAAAUUGUUCUCAGCAUUGGUGGAAUUCUAAUCGUUCUUGCUUCUGUUACUUGCUCACUCGGAGUUUUCGGAUAUUUCGAGGUUCCAACGACUUUGUUGACUAUUGAAGUGAUUCCCUUUUUGGUCUUGGCAGUUGGAGUUGACAAUAUUUUUAUAUUGGUCCAAACUUUUGAAAGAUAUCCUCGAGAAAGUUCGACGCCAAAGCAUAUGGGUCGAAUUUUGGGAUUAGUUGGACCUUCUAUGCUUCUCACAAGCACGUCCGAAUGUUGUUGUUUUCUUAUUGGCGCCUUUUCUACUAUGCCAGCUGUAAAAACUUUUGCACUGUAUGCAUCUUUAGCAAUUGUUGUUAAUUUCCUUUUGCAAAUUACUGCAUUCGUCAGCUUAUUAUCACUGGACACCCAUCGAUUAGAGAAAAAUCGCCUGGAUGUUUUUUGUUGCAUUUCACUAAAAAAAAGUCCAACAAGAACAAGUGAAAAGGGAUGGACACACACUUUUUUCAAAAAUAUCUACGUUCCCUUUUUGAUGAGAAAACCAGUCAGAAUAUUUGUCUUAGUAUUUUUUGUCGGAGCAGUAUCUAUUAGUGCUGCUGUUUCUCCAAACCUUGUGAUUGGUUUAGAUAAAAAAUAUUCUAUGCCUGAUGAUUCGUACGUUUUGAAAUAUUUCGAGUACAUGGAAGAACUUUUAUCAAUGGGGCCUCCAGUUUAUUUCGUGGUGACGAAAGGAUUAAAUUAUAGUAGCGAGACAGUUCAAAAUGCAAUUGGUGGAAGUCAGGGUUGCAAUCUGGAUUCUUUAUACUCACAAAUUUAUUCUGCUGCUAAACAACCUUCAAUAUCAUAUUUAUCAAAACCUGCCUCUUCCUGGCUGGACGACUAUUUUGAUUGGUCCACCAUUGAUGGAUGCUGCAAAUAUUUUCCAAGCAACAACACAUUUUGCCCUCAUACCAAUACAAACUGCACUGGAUGUAGUAUUCCUUCGUCUGACAAACGUAAGUCGAGACCAGAUGAGAAAAGCUUUAGAAAAUAUCUACCAUAUUUUCUGACUGACGUACCAGACCAAGAUUGUGCAAAAGCUGGCCGAGCUACUUAUUUAGACGCAAUUAGUUACGACAUUGAUGAAUAUGGUAUGACUGAUGUUGGAGAUUCGUAUUUUAUGGGCUACCAUAUUCCUUUGAGAACGAAUGCUGAUUGGUACGAAUCAAUAAAGGCUGCACGAAAAAUAGCUAAUAAUAUAACGAAUAUGAUCAAUAAUGCGAACCUUACACAAGAAAAAAUUAAUGUUUUUCCAUACAGUGUUUACUAUGUAUUUUACGAACAAUACUUGACGAUUUGGUGGGAAACAAAAAGUUUUCUAGGACUUUCACUGGCUAUUAUUUUUUUGGUGACUUUCAUCCUCACUGGAUUUUCAUUUUUUUCUGCUAUUAUUGUGGUCUUGAAUGUAACAAUGGUGAUAAUUAAUUUAGGAGGACUCAUGUACUGGUGGAAUAUUUCGUUGAAUGCUGUCUCGCUCGUAAAUCUUGUUAUGGCAGCUGGAAUAUCGGUGGAAUUCUGCAGUCAUAUAGUCCAUUCGUAUUUGACAUCCAGGUCAGUCACAAAAGUAGAAAAAACCAGUGACGCUCUUUCAAAAAUGGGAAGUUCGGUAUUCUCUGGGAUAACUCUAACGAAAUUUGUCGGAAUUGCAGUUUUGGCCUUUUCCAAAUCACGAAUUUUUCAAAUAUUUUACUUCAGAAUGUACUUAGGAAUCGUUUUAAUUGGAGCUGCUCAUGGACUAAUCUUUCUUCCAGCGCUAUUGAGUUUCAUAGGUCCUGAUAAUCGAAAUCGUGCUUUAUCUGAAAGGUCCUCGACUAGUGGAAAUACCCAAAUAACAAUGCAUGAGGGCGCACGGUAG
This is a messenger RNA of Belonocnema kinseyi, 3777 nucleotides long. RefSeq names its product NPC intracellular cholesterol transporter 1 homolog 1b-like. NCBI's taxonomy places the organism in Eukaryota, Metazoa, Arthropoda, Insecta, Hymenoptera, Cynipidae. Gene Ontology annotation, molecular function: lipid carrier activity. Gene Ontology annotation, cellular component: membrane. The coding region runs from base 1 to 3777 and encodes 1258 amino acids. The record is from RefSeq and is a predicted model, not a curated record. The transcript has 23 exons.